Pteronotus mesoamericanus is the source of this 1921-nucleotide messenger RNA. RefSeq names its product zinc finger protein 709-like. NCBI's taxonomy places the organism in Eukaryota, Metazoa, Chordata, Mammalia, Chiroptera, Mormoopidae. Gene Ontology annotation, biological process: regulation of transcription by RNA polymerase II. Gene Ontology annotation, molecular function: DNA-binding transcription factor activity, RNA polymerase II-specific; RNA polymerase II cis-regulatory region sequence-specific DNA binding. The record is from RefSeq and is a predicted model, not a curated record.
UGUCUCUGUACCGGCGUGACCUGUACUGGCCCUGGGAACGGUGGGGAAAAUGCUAGGGGACCGGAGAAGCCCAGAAAGGGACUUGGUGGCCUUUGAGGAUGUGGCUGUAAACUUCAGCCUGGAAGAGUGGGCCUUACUGAAUCCUGCACAGAAGCAGCUCUACAGAGAUGUGAUGUGGGACACUUUCAGGAACCUGGCCUCCAUAGGAAAGAAAUGGAAAGAUCAUGACAUUGAAGAUCAGUACAGACACCAGGGGAGAAAACUCAGGAGUCAUGUGGUAGAGAGAAUCUGUGAUGGGAAAAAGGGUAGUCAGUGUGAAGACAACUUCAGCCUUAUUCCAAAUCUCAAUAUGAACAAGAAAGCUCUUGGAAGAAAACCACGUGAAUACAGCGUGUAUGGGAAAGUCUUCACACAGCAGUCGUCUCAUCAUGGGAACAUCAGAUGUCACACUGGACACAAGCCAUAUGGAGGGAAGCCAUUCAACUGUUGUCUGCAGUGUACUGAAAAACAUGAAGAAAAUCACAAUGGAGAGAAACCUUAUGAACAUAACAUAUGUGAUGAAGCCUUCAGUUCCAGUUAUGUUCAAGUGGAUGAAACCAGAGAAAAAUUUUUUAAGUAUAAGACACGUGGGAUAGCAUUUAGUGAUCUCUCAAUCCUUCCAGCACAUGUGAUCACUCACCCUGGAGAUGGACCUCAUAAAUGCAAGGAAAAUGAGAAAGCAUCCAUUUCUCCCAGUUCAUUUAAAAUAUGUGAAAGGAGUCACACUGAAAAGAAACUCUAUGAAUGUAAACAAUGCGGCAAAGCCUACAGACAUCGCAGUUCUUUACAAACACAUGAAAGAAGUCAUUCUGGAGAGAAACCCUAUAAAUGUAAAGCAUGUGGAAAAGCAUUCACUUGUCUCAAAUAUCUUCAAAAACAUGAAAGGAUGCAUACGGGAAGGAAACCCUAUGAAUGUAAGCAAUGUGGCAAAGCCUUCAAAUACUACGACUCCUUAAAAGCACACAAAGUGAGUCACACAGGAGAGAAACUCUAUGAAUGUGAAGGAUGUGGUAAAGCUUACAGUGGCCCUACUGCCUUGAAAACACACAAAAGAACUCACACAGGAGAGAAACCCUAUGAAUGUAAGAAAUGUGGAACAGCCUUUAGGUAUUACAAUUCUUUACAAACACACGAAAGAAGUCACACUGGAGAGAAACCCUAUAAAUGUAAAACAUGUGGAAAAGAAUUCAGUUGUCUUAGUUAUCUUCGAAGACAUACAAGGACUCACACAGGAGAGAAGCCCUAUGAAUGUAAGGAAUGUGGGAAAGGUUACAGCGAUUACACUUCUUUAAAAGCACAUGAGAGGAGUCACACCGGAGAAAGACCCUAUGAAUGUAAAACAUGUAGUAAAGCAUUCAGUAGUCCCAGUUACCUUCGGAAACAUGAAAGAAGUCACACAGGAGAGAAACCCUAUGAAUGUAAGGAAUGUGGAAAAAGAUACAAAAAUCACAUUUCCUUAAAAACACAUGAAAGAACUCACACUGGAGAGAAACCCUACAAAUGUAAAACAUGUGGAAAAGAGUUUAGUUGUCCCGAUUAUCUUCGAAAACACAAAAGGACUCACACAGGAGAGAAACCCUAUGAAUGUAAGCAAUGUGAUAAAAGUUAUACUGAUCAUACUUCCUUAAAAACGCAUGAAAGAACUCACACUGGAGAGAAACCCUAUGAAUGUAAAACAUGUGGAAAAGGGUUUAGUUGUCUUAAUUAUCUUCGAAAACAUGAAAGGACUCACACGUGAAGGAAACCCCAUGAAUGUUAGCAAUGAGGUAAAGCUUUCCUUUCUUUACAAGUUUUCCAAAGACACAAAAGAAAUCACAGUGGAGAUAAACUCUAUAAAUGUAAGAAAUGUGGGAAAACCUUCAUUUUACACACAAGUUACUGA